AUGAGCUUUCCUGCGCCCGACGCGGGUGCUCCCAGCCAUGAUGUUGCGGUUGAAGGGCAUGAUUCUCCUGACAUAGAAUCCAUGAUUAGGGAAGCUGAUGACACAGAAUUGGUGAAACACUCCACGGGCCCAAAGGGAGUAGUUCCAUCAGAGUUUAAGUCCAAAGACAGUCAUGUUCCGAUCCCAGUCCCUGAGGAAGAUUCACUCAAAGUGGUUACUUCUCAUUUGAAAAUUCCUGUAGAUCAUCUACUUACUCAUUUGCCGGCACAUCCAGGUUGUGACGUUUGUAAGGAAGCCAAGCUUCGGGCCAAAGCCCACAAACGUUUUGCAAACCAGGGUUCGUCCAUUCGUGAAAUUCGAGCCAUUGAAGCCCCAACUACGUUUCUUCAAAGAAUUUGUGUUGAUCAUCUUGAGUCAGCUGAAAAUGGUUGGAGAGAUGAGAGGUAUGCACUAGUUGUUGUAGAUCAAUUCACUGGUUCUUUGUUUGCUUACCCAUCUAAAUCCAAAAAUCAAGCAGCCGUGGAACUGGCGUUGCGGCACUUUGUUGGCAACCGUGCCUCCCCCGUGGUGAUUUCAGAUCGCUAUCCAAGCAUCUUGGCUGCCGUCAAGUCCAUUGGGCUUGCAUCUGACCCCACUCCACCAAACUCUCUUGUGAAGAAUCCUUUGGCUGAAAGCGCAAUCAACAUCAUUCGUCAGGGUACACGUGCAUUGUUGUUGCAAGCUGGUCUAGAUGUAGCGCACUGGCCACGGGCAAUGAUGUGCUUUUGCUACCAGUACGAUUUGAACACUCCACCUUCCAACUAUGAGGGGUCCUUACGCCAUGAAUCCCACAAACAUCACCAUUCACUUCCCGCCGGUGUUGAGGGACCGGAAGUUCCAUUGCCUGAUGUUGAGAGUAAAUUGCAUUUAGCUUUGGGGUAUCAGCCUGAACCACGCCUGCUUCCAUUUGGUUGUUUGGUUUGGUACCUUGGUAAAAUCAAGGAUCCCAAUGCUCCCAAGAGUUUUACUCCUAAUGGCAAACCUGCUCUCUACUUGGCACCAGAAGUUGCACCAGGGUUGCGUUCACGCGACGUGCACUUGCUGUUGGAUUUGAACCUUUUGACUUCCACCGGCCAGGUUCGAGAAAUAGUGACCCGAGAUUUUGUGCCACCCUCCGGUUCUUGGCACUUCCCUUUGACCAGGGUAGUGAUGUUGAAACAACCUUCUCGGGAUUUUGACCGGGGUCACCUGUUGCGUUCAGAUCCUGCUGUGCCUGAGUCAUCUGAUUUACCCCGCAAUCGUUCCAUUACCAAACGACGUAUCCUUUUGUACGGGCAAUCUCCUGAAUGUGAUGGUUGUCUCAAUGGGAGUUAUUCUCACACCCAAGCAUGUCGUCAACGUUUCAAUGUUCUGCUAGAUGCCUCUGAACCCUUGCCGCGGGGGGAUGGAGACCUGGACUUGGAUGUGACUGAACAUGUUGAUGAUGAAAUCCAUGACGUUGAAAGUGUUUUCCGGUUGUUUGACACGAUCAUUCCUGAUGAUGUAAUUCCUAGUAAUCCUUUGGAUGAAGACCUUGUACCAGAAUGUCCUCCAGCUUCGCCCAAUGAAUUGCAUGAACAACAUCGAGAUGAUGACUAUUCUCCGACGUCGAUGGCCUCAUCGGAUUCAACACCUGAGUCUUGGUUCGAUGAUUCCGUCAUUGGAGAGGUAGUGUGGGCUCCGGGGGGUGUUGCUAAACGGGCAAACAAAGGACUUUUCAUUGAAUUUUGUUGCAAGGAAGGGUCUGCUCUUUCCAAGGUGGCUGAAGCAUUAGGAAUUUCAUACCUCGGGAUCACAAAAGAAUCUUUCGACGUUCAAAACGAUGACAAUUUCCAUCAACUACUGUGUUGGGUGCAAGAAGAGAUACAACAAGACAUAGGCCCCAUUCACCUUUGGGGAAAUCUUCCUGGUGCUGCUUGGUCGCCUUGGCAACGAAUGGCGUUGCAUCGAUACCCAGGCUAUGAAGAGAAACUUCUUGCUAAGCGGGCUGAAUCCCUCGAACUCGUUCGUAAGUUUAGGUCACUGGCAGAACUUGUUUGUUUUUCAAGGGGUGGUUCCAGCAGUUUCGCAUGGAGUAAGGAUUCUGAGGGAUGGGACGAACCCGAAGUUCAAGAUUGCAUUGACUCCCUUGGUAUGAAAGGUGUCCAGUUUGACGGUUGUGUUUUUGAUCUUGAAUUUGAUGGAAAGAAACCAAAACGUCAAUGGGUUGUCCAAACCACCAAUGAUCGGUUGUUGAACGAGUUAGCUUCAAAGAAAUGCAAGCACGAAAAGGGUUUUCAUGAUCAACUGGAAGGAUCUCUCACCAAGAAAUCAGGAUUGUACAACAUGUCCAUGGUUAUUUGUCUGGUAUCCACGCUUUUUCCGGGUGUAAUCUUGGACCAAAUCCCUGCUCUUCCGGUUCUUCCUUUUCAGUUGGACCCUCACAGAUCCCGACUGCAAGACUACCAUACUCCGGAUCUUUGUGUGCUGGCAACCAUUCACAAGCUGCUCACCAGAGAUGAGAUGCGCAGUGAUCCUAAAGCCAUCCAAGCCAUCAAGGACGAGGGUGCAGGAGUAAGGGCUAAGGAAGUAUGGUUGGAUUCAUCUGUAAUGGAGAAAUCGGAACGACUGGCGUUGGCUAAGAGUCAAGGGAAAACCAUACACAUGGCUGAAGUCAUGCCCAUUGCUUCAAUAAAGUUUUGGGAGUCACCAGACAAGAGAAAAUAUAAAGGUAGAUUGGUGUUCCGUGGAGACCAAGUAAAAGACACUUGGGGAGGAGCAGCCCAAUUUGGUGCAAUGUAUUCGACUCCCACCAAUACGCAAGCCAUCAAUUUGGCAGUAUACUAUGGGCUGUUGAAGGGUCACAAGCUUACUGCAGCUGACUGUACCCGUGCUUUUCUCCAAGCACUCCUCCUCAUGGAUGAAGAGACAUAUGUGGUUUUACCCAAAGAACUAUGGUUGGAUAGUUGGCAUGGUAAGUACCGUCAACCAACUGUACUAUUGCAAAAGGCAUUGUACGGCCAUCCGUUGGCUUCAGCCUUCUGGGAGAUGCAUCUUCGUCAGGUGCUCAUCGGUGACCUUGGUUUGGUUGCCGUAGACGGCCAUCCUUCUGUGUUCAGGUGUCCAAAGACAUGUCUCCUCAUCGUUGUCUACGUAGAUGAUGUGUUGGUUUCCGGUCCUGAAUGUCACCAUGAAUCAUUUUGGAAAUCUUUGCGACGAUACAUUGAAAUUGACGAGGUUGAACCACUCAGUCAGUUCAUUGGUCGUAAUCAUGUUGUUGAGGGGAACAAGUGUGUGUACAACAUGUCUGACUACUGUCAACAAGCAGUUGAUUUGUAUGCUGAUGCGGUAGGAGGCAAGGUGGCUUUUCGACAGGUUUCCACUCCAUACGUGAAUGAGAACAUACUCACGCAAGCUGACUUUGAAACACAGGGGCAGGUUUCGCACAAGGCGUCAUCUGUACUUAUGAAGCUUCUUUGGGUUUGUAGAUUAGCCCGACCUGAUCUCGCCUAUGCCAUCAGUUCAUUGUCCACUCAAGUAACUCGAUGGUCCAGAAACUCAGACAAGCAACUUUUUCGCCUUGUUUCGUAUCUCAACUCCACAAAGGAACUGUGCUUAGUGACCCAAGUUUGUGAUCCUCCAGAGGCCUGCACUCUUGACUUGUACUGCGAUGCUGACCUAGGGGGAUGCCCCUUCACGGCAAAGUCAACGAGUGGCCUAUUCUUGGUCAUCCGUGGCCCAGCAGGAACUUUCUGUCCUAUUACUUGGAGAGCCAGAAGACAACAGCACGUUGCCCGGUCCACAGCUGAUGCUGAAUUGAAUUCUCUUUCAAAAGGUUUGUACGAAGAGUUGUUGCCAAUACACCAACUUCUCACUGAGCUCCUUGGACAGCAAAUUCCACGUCCUACUGUUCGCGAAGACAACUCGGCAGAAGCUAGUGAGACUGCCUUCAAUGCUGUCCCAAGGUUACCGAAGGACCCUGCAGCUCAAGCUGUGCAAAAGAAGAUGGAAGAAAUAGCGCGACUUGCAUCCAGAAAUCAGUAUGAGAGGUGGCUCUACAACCAUUUCCACGAUGUGGCGGACGACAUGUGUCGAGAAGACUCAGACAUGUUUCUGCCAAUCGUGGGUCCACUUUGCCUAUACCAUGAAGGCAAUGAGUCGUUAGAAGAAGAAACUGAAGAAGGCGAGGAGUCACCUGCUACUGAUGAUCCGAGUGAUCAUGACAGCGGUGAUGGCAAUGGAGAAGGUGAAAACCAGAAAGCGAGGAGUAGAUCACCAAGGUACAGGCGCGUAUUUGUUCGUAUCGGUGUGACAGAGAUCACGGAGUGCAUGGUGCCAUUGAUUUUUCUUUUCGCAUACCUUUUUUCGGCGUGGCUGGAGCGGCCGGGCAUCUUGGAAGAGCAAACUCUGGGCAAAGGCCGUUUGUGCAGCAUGGGUGAGGAGGGCAAACCACCGGGCGAUGAAUGCCUGGGCGGUGGCUUGGCGGAGGGAAGUUGGCGCGGCUCUGCUUCGACAUUUGGCCAACAGCCGGACGAACUCUGCCGCUUCCUCGCUCCAACGACCCCCAACUUCAAGUGCCACAACCACGAGUUUGCAUCUGCCCCCUCGUUGGAGUUCCGGGUAGGUGAAGCUUCAGGAACACGGCAGACCAGUGGCUGCAAACCACACGAAAGUUUUCUCAAGCGGGCAUGGGCCUUCGUUCUACGUGUGUGGAUGUGGCAGCAGCGUAUUUGGUUUCUGUUGGUCUGUGCUUCGCGGUGCUUGGCUUUGGACCCCAUGUUUGGAACUGUUUCCUUGUCGCCUCACGUCACCGCGGCUUUGGCGGCUCACAACAAGUUGGUGCCUGUCCCCCUUAGUGUCGACACCGCCCUGGCGCAGCGACAACGGGCAUUGAUCGCUCAAGUGGAUCUGGCCGCCUCGAGGUUUCAGUUAGAAGCAAAGCGCUGCUGUUUUUGCUGA
Messenger RNA from Cladocopium goreaui, 4956 nucleotides. The record is from the annotation of a GenBank genome assembly. NCBI's taxonomy places the organism in Eukaryota, Dinophyceae, Suessiales, Symbiodiniaceae.